Oryzias melastigma (Indian medaka) is the source of this 2263-nucleotide messenger RNA. Its product is annotated as protein CutA homolog. Lineage: Eukaryota; Metazoa; Chordata; Actinopteri; Beloniformes; Adrianichthyidae. Bases 395 to 973 code for a protein of 192 amino acids. The record is from RefSeq and is a predicted model, not a curated record. Gene Ontology annotation, molecular function: copper ion binding. Gene Ontology annotation, biological process: response to metal ion. The transcript has 6 exons.
UGUCUAUUUCAGAAAACAUUUACUGAAACAUUUGAUUUAAUCUGCAUAUGUUUUAUACAUUUGUGUUAUACACAGACCACAGACUGCUUCUUGUUACAUGAACAACUCAACCCUUUAUUUAUCACGGAAAAGUAAGCCGAUUAUGACAACGGGGGCUGAGGCGGAGUUCAAUCCCAUACUACGCCCUCAUUGGUCAGAUUCUUUGAAAGGCGUUUUAAGCAACCAAUCACAGUGUGCACAUAUCUGUCACUGUAUUUCACCGCUUGACACAUAAAAAAAAAAAAAAAAAAACACUCGUCUCUUUGAAAUGUUUUGAAAUGCUUACUUCCUGUUCUUUCGGGGACCUGUGAGUUAUGAGAAACCGCAGACUUCUGUUGGUGUCAAAAAACAGCGCAUGGGGAAACUUAUGGAGGAAGUCCGGCGCAGUUUGUCCCGUGUUGCCAGCACCUGUCGGAAUCUGUUGUUGUCACUCUGUGGAGCCGCGAGGAUGGACUCGCUGCCCAAGCGAUGCCACGAGACCGUUCUGACCUCAACGCUCCGCUCGUCUCUGCUUCUCACCGGUCUGUUUCUGUUCCUGUUCUUGUUCUUGUAUCCUGCACUGUGGACCUUCGGGGUUCGGCUCAAAUCGGUCCUAACCGGAAGUUACGUACCUGGCUACCACUCAGUUCUUCUCAUCAACAGCCCCAAUGAGCAAACUGCUAAAGAAAUUGGCAGGGGCAUCAUGGAAAAGCGGCUUGCAGCCAGCAUUAACAUCCUCUACAGAACUUCCACAAUGUAUUUUUGGAAAAAUGAGAUCCAGGAUGCGUCGGAAAUCCUGAUGCUGGUGAAAACAAAGAGCUCCAAGAUCCAGCGAGUCGUGGAUUAUGUGAGGUCCGUCCAUCCCUACGGGACUCCAGAAAUCCUCAGCUUCCCAGUGGAGGACGGCAGUCUGGCUUACCUGAAGUGGAUGGAUGAAGCCGUUCCGGACGAUUGAGCCACACUUAGAACCAAAAACCCGCGCCUCCACAAGGACGCUGAGCCACGAGGACGCCCCGAAAUAGAGAAACUGUCGACUCCAAGGCCGGCCGGCCGGUCGGUACGAGGUGUGCUCAUUUCUGAAUCGCUCUGGUUUCAUCGACAGAAACCGGCGAUCCGAGUUAUUCAGUGAAUCACUUGAAGAUAAAACUGUCAGGAAAAGUCUUAUAUUUAGACAAGUGAGAUAAUAGACUUUAUGAUUCCAAUUCUACAUGACUCACAUUAUAGAAAUUCAUCAUUUAGACGUCUUAUAACUAAUCCCAGCAGAGGGAAGCUUUUGAAUGAGCCAACUUGAAAGUCUUUAAAUAGUUUUUAUUAUAAACUUUUGGUAGUGAAGUGCUCAUUUAAAAGUAUUAUUUUUACCAAAAAAGAAGUUGCAGUUUUCUUAAGACGUUCCUUACAGAAGACAAAAUAUAAAAUCUAUAUUUGAAGCCAAAAUGAAAAAAAAAACUCAAUUGCAAACAUCAAAUCUCUGACUAAAUAAUAUGGUAAAAACUUUUAUUUUUGUGGUAAAAUAUUAUUUUAGGCUGAUUUACUCCUGUGUUGUUCAUAUUAGAAUAACAGAAUUCAAAAAUGUAUUUUUGUCUGAGUUCAGGGAUAUUUUGGCUUCAAAUUGAAGCAAAAUGUUUAUUUAUAGAGGAUGUUCAAAGUCCUCAGUCAAGGCCAAAGUCGACAGUUUUUCUUUUUGCUCACUGGGUUUGAAACAACAUGUUUUAUUGUAAGAAAUACAAGUUUUAGGCACUUUUAGACAUCAGUAGUGGUGCAUUUUAAAUUAAUUUGUCUCUGAAAUAUUUGCAAUUGUCCAGCUUUUUAUUAGUGAUGUUAUACAUCGCAGGUCAAGUUUAAACUGGCUCCGUUUGAGCUCCUCUGGCCAGAUUGAACAAGUCAAUUCUUCAACAUUUAUUUAUUUUUUCUGGAUCACUAAACCUUUAAAGCACAUGUGUCAAGGCCCGGGGGGUAAUUAUAUCCAGAUUAUUUUAUAUUUUAGUAAUUAUUUUGUAACAUCGCAAAUUUAUCAGAAUAUAUAUUUUAACAAGAGCAAAAUAUUAAAAGUUAUUUGAGGUUUAGGUUGAUCUACUGUGUGUUUUGGAUUUUGGCCCCCUGUGCGCUUGAGUCUGACGCUGUAGAGGAUCACACGUUUCCACCAUCUGUAGUGAAAGUACAUAUGUACACACAACAAAUCUGUUACGCCUGCUUCCUUAAACAAGACACAUUUGUAUUUGAAUAAAUGUCAUAUUAUAUGUGCUAA